Molecule: messenger RNA, 1863 nt
Organism: Baudoinia panamericana UAMH 10762
Lineage: Eukaryota; Fungi; Ascomycota; Dothideomycetes; Mycosphaerellales; Teratosphaeriaceae
Exons: 3
Coding region: 282-1736 (484 amino acids)
Biological process (GO): regulation of transcription by RNA polymerase II
Cellular component (GO): SWI/SNF complex; NuA4 histone acetyltransferase complex
Molecular function (GO): chromatin binding
Source: RefSeq, a predicted model, not a curated record
GAGGAGUCCUUGGGUUCGAAGCGGUGGUCAAGGGUUUCGACUUUGAAAAGAUCCUUUAUUUUCAUUGUGAGGGUGGAGGUGGCGGAGGUGGGAGUGUAAUCGAGGGGAGGAAGGGGAGGUGGUGGUUAGUUUGCCUGAGGCAUGAUUUGACGCGGAUCUUGCGCGUCUUCACUUGCGGAAAAGGCAUGUCAGUUAUAUGAUCAUUGGAGACAGUGUGAGGAGGGAGCAAGUGACCGAGAGUCCGGACCGGCAGAUGUGAGGAUCAGGUCAAUACCUUCGCCAUGACAUCCGUUCCGCCCCAAAUUCCGCUCAAAGAAGAGUACGGCGGCGACGAGAUCAACGCCCUCGUGCUCGACCCUGGCAGUCACAGCAUCCGCGCCGGCUUCGCAGGCGAAGACACCCCCAAGUCUGUCGUGCCCACCCACUAUGGCGUCCUCUCCUCCGGCCACCACGUCUACGGCGAGAAUGCCAUCCAUAUCCCGAACGCCGACAUGGAGAUCCGCAACCCAUACAACACAGACGGACUGGUAGAAGACUGGGACACCGCGGCCAAGAUGUGGGAGUACAGUAUUACCUCACGACUCACGGGCGCGCGGCAGACACCGCCGAGUCGCAAUGGGCUGAAUGUGGUGAAGGAUGGGGAGGGGGAUGUGGAGAUGGAGACGGACGAGACGAGUAAGGCCAAGGCGGAGACGGAGAAGAUGGAGGAGGAGGAGAGGGAUAGGGCGCUGGCGGAGUAUCCACUGCUCAUGACGGAGCCGGCGUGGAAUCCGGUCAAGGCGAGGGAGAAGACGAUGGAGGUUGCGAUGGAGGAGUGGGAUGUGCCUGCUUUCUUUUUGGCGAAGACGGGACAGUUGGCGGCAUACGGUAAUGGCAAGGCUACUGCGUUGGUGGUCGAUGUGGGACAUUACAAUACCUCGGUGACGGCAUUGUGGGAAGGGAUGGUGUUGCGGAAGAGCACCACCCACAGCCCCUUAGCCUCCUCCUUCCUCUCCGACCAGAUCCGGCGCAUGUUCACCACCACCACGCCCCCCGUCCCACUAACACCCUACUACCUCAUCGCCUCCAAAAUCCCCGUCGACGCCGGCCACCCCGCCUCCGCAACCUACACCAACUUCUCUUCCCCCCCGUCGCCCUCCUUCCGCCGCUUCGAAGAAGACCGCGUCCUCACCGCGUUCAAAGAAAGCGUCGUCUCCGCCUGGCCCGGCCCCGGAAGGUUGGAAGCGAAUCUCGAAGCGGUCAAACUCACGCCGCCGCGCCCGUUCGAGAUGCCGGAUGGCUGGAAUAAUGUGUUUGGAGCGGAGAGGUAUAAGGUUGUGGAGGGGCUAUUCGACACGAAAGCCGCUUACCCUCCCCCUCCCUCCUCCACAUCCUCAUCCUCACCCUCACAAUCACAAUACACGCCCAAAUCCGACGACAGCAUACCAUCCAUGAUCCACCGCUCCGUCAACGCCUGCGACGUUGAUGCGCGGCCCGCACUCCUAGGCAACAUCAUUCUGACCGGAGCGGGGAGUUUGAUUGAAAAGCUACCGGAACGACUGCAGAGUGAUGUCCAAGCUAUGUUUCCGAAUCCGCGCGUGCGGGUUAUUGCGGCGGGCGGGAGCGUGGAGAGGAAGUUUGGGGCGUGGAUUGGCGGGAGUGUGUUGGCGAGUUUGGGCACGUUUCAUCAGAUGUGGAUUUCUAGGGAGGAGUAUGCGGAGUUUGGGGCGGGGUUGGUGGAGAGGAGGUGUAAGUGAGUGUUUUGUCAAGGGGUCGACGCCAGCUUAUGGCAGACGGAUCGGACUGUUCGUGGCUGAGUAAAUCUCAACCCCCGUGCAAGAUCACGAUAUGGUAGAUGCGGCUGUACGUUUCACAGAGUGCCCG